AUGGCUCCAGGUACCGAUACGUCCCCUGGUUGCGGUGGUGAAUUUGAAAACGGGGUUUUCAAAGAAAAUAAAAAUAUACCCUUUAUAGAAGAGGAAAAUCAUGAGGAAUAUGAUAACUCAAACCAGGCAAAACCAGGGCGGCCACCUCGAAAUCUUCCUGUCAUGCGCCAUUGCAAUAGCCAAGCAAUGUUGGUAGGUACUUCAAAAUUGUCUCCAUCAGGUGAGAAUUCUGGAUUUUUACCUGCCUUCCGCUCGGGCAGCUGUUCUGAGAAGGGACCAAAGCAAUAUAUGGAGGAUGAGUAUGUUUGUGUCGAUAAUCUUUGUGAGCAUCUUGGCGCGGUUGACAGUUUUCCUUCUCCUGGAGCAUUUUAUGGGGUGUUUGACGGUCAUGGUGGGGUUGAUGCUGCAUCUUUCACCAGAAAGAACAUCCUUAAAUUCAUUAGUGAGGAUGCCCAUUUCCCAAGUGGGGUAAAAAGAGCAGUCAGGAAUGCUUUUAUUAAAGUUGAUCAUGCACUGGCCGAUGCUAAGUCUCUUGAUCGUUCUUCUGGUACUACGGCUCUGACCGCUCUUAUUUUAGAACGGACUAUGAUAAUUGCUAAUGCUGGGGAUUCCCGGGCUGUGUUGGGGAAAAGAGGAAGAGCUAUCGAACUGUCAAAAGACCACAAACCUGAUUGUACCUCCGAAAGGCUGAGGAUAGAAAAGCUCGGGGGUGUCAUUUGUGAUGGCUAUCUAAAUGGCCAACUCUCAGUUGCUCGUGCUCUUGGUGACUGGCAUAUAAAGGGCUCUAAAGGUUCAAAGUGCCCGUUAAGCCCUGAACCAGAGCUGGAAGAGGUGGUUAUAACUGAGGAAGACGAGUUCAUAAUAAUUGGUUGUGACGGUUUAUGGGACGUGAUGAGCAGCCAAUGUGCAGUAACUAUUGUAAGGAAGGAGCUGAUGCUGCAUAAUGAUCCCGAUAAGUGCUCCCGAGAGCUUGUGAGGGAGGCACUCAAACGCAACACCUGCGACAAUCUAACAGUUAUCGUGGCUUGUUUUUCUCCCAAUCCUCCACCUCGGAUUGAAAUUCCAAAAUCACAUCGGAGGAGGAGCAUAUCUGCUGAAGGGCUAGAUCUUUUAAAGGGUGUCUUGAGUAAUAUCUAA
Messenger RNA from Fraxinus pennsylvanica, 1137 nucleotides. The record is from the annotation of a GenBank genome assembly. Lineage: Eukaryota; Viridiplantae; Streptophyta; Magnoliopsida; Lamiales; Oleaceae.